Mangifera indica (mango) is the source of this 1819-nucleotide messenger RNA. Its product is annotated as betaine aldehyde dehydrogenase 1, chloroplastic. Lineage: Eukaryota; Viridiplantae; Streptophyta; Magnoliopsida; Sapindales; Anacardiaceae. The record is from RefSeq and is a predicted model, not a curated record. Gene Ontology annotation, molecular function: oxidoreductase activity, acting on the aldehyde or oxo group of donors, NAD or NADP as acceptor. The transcript is spliced from 15 exons. Bases 162 to 1679 code for a protein of 505 amino acids.
UGAUAAGCAGCGACCUGCAGAUCAUAUGACUGCGGGAAGAAAACAAAAAAGAACAUCGUUUGCCUAUUUUGGUGCCCUCCGAGUCUGACAGUCGCCUAAAAGCUUCAACUUCACAAAUCUGGGGUUACAAGAACAGUAACUGAAACCAAGCAACUCUGACCAUGGCGAGCCCGAUCCCGAUCCCAAUUCGUCAGCUUUUCAUCAACGGUGAAUGGAGAGAACCUGUCUUGAAGAAGCGAAUCCCAAUCAUCAACCCUGCCACUGAAGAAACCAUCGGUGAUAUUCCGGCAGCUACGGCAGAAGAUGUUGAGCUCGCAGUUGAUGCUGCUCGAAAAGCACUUGCCAGAAACAAAGGCAGAGAUUGGGCAUCUGCAUCUGGAGCGGUUCGUGCCAAAGUUUUGCGUGCUAUUGCUGCUAAGGUAACAGAGAGGAAGUCUGAACUUGCAAAACUUGAAGCAAUUGAUUGCGGAAAGCCACUUGAAGAGGCAGCAUGGGACAUUGAUGAUGUUGCUGGAUGUUUUGAGUACUAUGCAGACCUUGCUGAGGGUUUAGAUGCAAAGCAAAAGGCUCCUGUUUCUCUUCCGAUGCAGAAUUUUAGGAGUUAUGUUCUUCAGGAACCCAUUGGAGUUGUUGGGUUGAUUACCCCAUGGAAUUACCCACUAUUGAUGGCUACAUGGAAAGUGGCUCCUGCCCUAGCUGCAGGCUGUGCUGCAAUAUUAAAACCAUCUGAAUUGGCAUCCGUGACCUGUUUGGAGCUGGCCGAUAUAUGUAAAGAGGUGGGCCUUCCUUCUGGUGUUCUUAAUAUUCUAACCGGACUGGGCCCUGAAGCUGGUGCACCAUUGGCAUCUCAUCCCCAUGUGGACAAGAUUGCAUUCACUGGAAGCUCUGUGACUGGGAGCAAGGUAAUGACAGCAGCAGCUCAGAUGGUUAAGCCGGUUACUUUGGAACUUGGAGGAAAAAGCCCAAUUGUUGUAUUUGAGGAUGUUGAUCUUGAUAAAGCUGCUGAAUGGACCCUCUUUGGUUGCUUCUGGACAAAUGGUCAGAUCUGUAGUGCGACAUCCCGUCUUCUUGUACAUGAAAGCAUUGCAGCAGAAUUUCUUGACGAGCUUGUGAAAUGGGCCAAAAACAUUAAGGUGUCAGAUCCAUUGGAAGAAGGUUGCAGGCUUGGACCCGUUGUUAGUGAAGGACAGUAUGAGAAAAUUUUGAAAUUCAUCUCAAACGCCAAGAAUGAAGGUGCAACCAUUUUUUAUGGUGGGGCUCGUCCACAGCAUUUGAAGAAGGGAUUUUUUGUUGAGCCAACCAUCAUAACUGACAUAACUACAUCUAUGGAAAUUUGGAGAGAAGAAGUUUUUGGACCCGUUCUGUGUGUUAAAACAUUUAGUACUGAAGAUGAAGCCAUUGAAUUGGCAAAUGACACCCAUUAUGGCUUAGGUGCUGCUGUGAUAUCCAAUGAUCUAGAAAGGUGUGAUCGUGUAAGCAAGUCUCUCCAGGCGGGUGUUGUAUGGAUCAACUGCUCACAGCCGUGCUUUUGUCAAGCUCCAUGGGGAGGGAAAAAACGUAGUGGUUUCGGGCGUGAAUUAGGAGCAUGGGGACUUGAUAAUUACUUGAGUGUGAAGCAGGUGACUCAAUAUGUCUCUGAUGAACCAUGGGGAUGGUACCAAUCUCCUUCAAAGUUGUGAAAGUGUGCCUGAAAUGGAAAUGGGAAAUCGCAAAUGUACCAAAAGCGAGCAAAUAAGGUGAGAGUUAUGUAGUUUACAGAGCUCUAUGUUAAAGACCAUUUAAUAAUAUAAGACGUGAAAUGAAAACUAGUUUGUGAGAA